This is a messenger RNA of [Torrubiella] hemipterigena, 2024 nucleotides long. The record is from the annotation of a GenBank genome assembly. Lineage: Eukaryota; Fungi; Ascomycota; Sordariomycetes; Hypocreales; Clavicipitaceae.
CAAUAACAGUUGGGCGCGAGUUGAGGACGUGUUUACGCUAGGUUGGGCUACAGGCUAUUUGACGACGCAGCCUCACCUGAUAAUCAGAGCGUAUAUAUAGCCUUCGGCUGCAGCAUCGGCCCGUGUCAACCCAUCUUAGUCUUGUUUUCUUGCACCAUUACAUCUAAGCAAUGAGGGCCAUCGUACCGCGGACGCCACUGCCUAGUAAGCCCGCCUUUCUGCCAGUUCGUGCGCAGCAAAAGAGAUUUGCUCCACGAUCCAGAUCAGGCUGCUUAGCCUGUCGACGUCGCAGGGUAAAGUGCCGUGAACAGCGACCGGCCUGUCAGCGCUGUGUUGCGUCGGGCGUGGUCUGUGAAUAUCCCGGCGUUAAGGGCAUUACACACCAACCUUCGGUGUACAUAUUCCCCCACGGUCUACCUGUUAGCGACACCGAGAUCAACCUGUUUGGCAGCUUCCACAACGACAUUGUCAAAAUUGUCAGCGGUCCCUUUAACCAGAUUUUUUGGCAGGUCGAUGUUCCAACCGCUGCGCAGGCCUACCCAUCGCUAUGGUACGCCGCGAUAUCCCUGACGGCAAUCCACCAGAGCGUGCGUGUUCGCUCGCCGUCAAACAGCCACUAUAUGCUAGCGCUGACAUACUUUAAUAAGUCGUUGCGAUGCCUAGCGCAGGUGCUAGCGGAGCGUCAAGGAAACCUGCAGUACAUGGACAAGGAGAUGGUCAUUAUGACAAACAUCAUCUAUAUUGGCAUCUGCAGCAUGCUCAAAGACAGCCCGCAGAGCGUCCUACAUGCGCAAAACCUCGCCAAUCUACUGGAGAAGCUGCGGUUCGGCGAGGAAAGCCCCAGCGACCGCCGAGGUAUCCUGCGCUACGACGACCUGCUGUCGGUCGUCCUCGCCAUAGACGGGAGCACCGAUAUCACAGAGGGUUUUCAACAUCGCUGGGAACGCGAAUGGGUUGUUGCGCUGCCCAAGUACGCGGCAUUCUCGUCCGUAACAGAAGCCUACAUUGGAAUGCUGCCAUAUAUGCAUUCGGGGAUCAACGAUCAGGCUAUAGCGCAAAAUAAUCCCAAGGCACUAAAACAGCAAAUCAAAACGUAUGCGGCCAAGCUUGAUGAAUUCCAAUACGGACGACGGUUUAACAACAGCAACGAUUGGAAAUCGCUUCAGACUAUCCGACUGCACUUGAGUUUCCUAAACCUCCGCGCGGAGAAAAGAGUUGAACACGGUACAGCUGAAUAUGCUCUGCUAGAGCGCAAGACCAACGCGCUGCUUGAUGAGAUUGAUCAAGUCCUGUCCUCAAAUAUAGUAUCCUCGCCGUACAUGGGGCAUGAAGGUAUUCCUGCGUUUUCCUUCUCGCCGGCUCUGGGAUGCCUGUUGGAAACCAUUUUCGAUCGGACCUUUAUCGUUUCGAUUCGUCGUCGCGUCAUCAGCAUGAUAAAAAAGUGGCCGUACAGAGAGGGCGGCAUCAGUAGCGGUCAGAGCGCUGCCAUGUUUGACGCAGUAAUGCAACAUGAGCUUCGAGGGUCUCCCCCAGUGCAGGAUUGUACAUGCAUUCCCCAUGUUUACGUCUGUCGCCAACACACGUACCGGUGGUACUGUAUACGGAAUACCAGAGCUGGGCAAGUCCUAAUGCUAAAGAACGCGUUUGAAAGGGACCAUGAGUUACCUAGUACUAGUUAUAUUCUAGAAUAUGAAUUCUAGUUAUCUUCUGGAUUUACUAGCACUGGUUAAAUGGAUAUUACAUUUCAGUCGAAUGAUUGUGUAUUACGAAUGGCGGCUCAGUCCAAGCAAGCCGUCUAUGACUAUACCUCAUCGCCCUGUGGAAACGUGGGUUCUUUGAUAAUCUUAUUACAUGUAUAGCAAGUUGGGGUUGUUUCCCCGCAGCUGAACCUUGGCCCAACUUAAUGCAUUCUAGGUUCACUGUGGUAGUUGAUAAAUUCUAGCCAUUACUAUUGGUGUCCGCCUGAUGCGGACAUUUGCGGAGUUAUCUAAGUUACUGUAAGAUCGUAGCUCGGCCACCAUCCG